UGUAGUACACGUGCUCGCGCUCGCGCGCAACACACAACACGCAGAUCACGCACGGCACCCACACAUCACCCACAAGCACGUGUUCCUCCCUCCUUGCCUGCACACACAGACACACACACAGAGAGCACGACACGCUCGCUCGUGUCGUGUGUGUAGUGUGUGGUGUGUGAGCAACACAACGCGGCGUUGUGCGCUCGGCCCGCGUGAGUUUGCCCUGAACGGCGCACACGCGCCACCCGCUCGGGCCGUCUUCUUCGUCUUCUUCGUCUUCCUCCUCCUCUCCGUGUGUGGUGUGUGUCCCGCUCCCGUGUUGGUACGUGCUCGCACGCGGGCAUGACAAGGCGGAGUUGAUGGGCUUAGCGCGAAGCAUGCCGUCCAAGCUGCAGUUCCUUGCGGCGCUCGGCUUGGUGCUCGCCAUGGUGUACCUCGAGAACCAGAUCCAGCGCCUGGAAGAGUCCAAGGGCAAGCUGGAGCGGGCCGUGGCGCUGCACCAGGUGCGAGCCAUAGAGCAGAGGCACACGCAGGAGCUGGCAACGCGCGCCGAGGGUGGCCCCUGGGGAACGGGGGGCCCAGACGACCUCAUCGUGCUCUACAACCGCGUGCCCAAGACGGGCAGCACCUCGUUCACCAACAUCGCGUACGACUUGUGCGCCCGCAACAAGUACCACGUGCUGCACAUCAACACGAGCCGCAACAACCCCGUCAUGUCGCUGCAGGACCAGGCGAGGUUUGUAAAGAACGUAACGGUGUGGAGAAUGAAGCCGGGAUUUUAUCAUGGACACUUGGCGUUCGUUGAUUUCAGCAAGUUCGGCGCCUACAGAAAGCCCAUCUACGUAAACGUGGUGCGCGACCCCAUCGAGCGCCUCGUGUCCUACUACUACUUCCUGCGCUUCGGGGACAACUAUCGGCCCAGCCUGCGGAGGCGCAAGCAAGGGGACAAGAAGACGUUCGACGAGUGCGUGCAAGAGAAGGGCGUCGACUGCGCCCCCGAGAAGCUCUGGCUGCAGAUCCCAUUCUUCUGUGGCCACAGCGCCGAGUGCUGGACGGUGGGCAGCCGCUGGGCUCUGGAGCAGGCGAAGCUGAACCUGGUUAACGAGUACCUCCUGGUGGGGGUCACCGAGGAACUGGAGGACUUCAUCCUCAUCCUGGAGGCCGUGCUGCCGCGCUUCUUCAAGGGAGCCACGGAGCUUUUUAAGAAAGGAACAAAGUCGCAUCUGCGCAAGACGGCGGAAAAGAAGGCGCCGUCGGCAGACGCAGUGCACACGCUGCAGCAGUCGGAGGUGUGGAAGCUGGAGCACGAGUUUUACGAGUUUGCGCUGGAGCAGUUCAGCUUCAUCCGUGCGCACACUGUGCGGGAGAAGGACGGGGAGCUCUAUCCCCUCGCCCAGAACUACUUUUACGAGAAGAUUUACCCCAAGCAGAGCUAGCCGCGCCCGCGAGGGUCGCGGAGGGCCAGCCCCGUGCCGUCCCCCGUGCGUGGCCGCAACGGGAAAUGUUCGGCUCGGCACCGUGCGUCUCCGAGAGAAGACGCAACGGAGCCCUGUUCUCUCUGGUUAAAGCGUCCCGCACAGGAAGGGAGGAGGAGGAAGAAGGGGGGGGGGGGGUGAUUUUGGCGAGCGACUGGAAGAUGGAAGACUUAGUCACAGCAUCGUUUCUGGAUAAUUGUUUUAAAAUGUGAGAGCUUUGGUUUCUUUCAUUUUUUUUGGUCACCUGCUUUUGAGUUGUGUGGGGGUUAUUUCUUUUGUUGUCUCUACCAGUAGCCAACUCGGCUGCCCGCUACCCAACCACUACAAUCGAAGGCUCCUAAAAGGCGACAUUUCGUCGCCCUUGUGAGGAAAAUCCACUCAAGGAUUGUAAAGUUUUCCAGGGACGUGCGUGCAAAUGUCAAGAUCAAUGGUAAAGAAAAGAGAGCAUUGGGGGCAGUCGGGGCCUGCGCUCUGCUCCGCACGCAACAGACGGCAGAACGGUGGAGGGGAAAAAAACUGUUCUUUGAAUAAUGGACGCGCACGCAGCAGCAGCAGCAGCAAAGGGUUGUUUUGUUUUUUGUUUUCUGUCCGGGACCACUCGUGCAUAAUAACUCUUAGACGACGCAUUAUUAUUGUUUUGGAAAUAAAUGUCUCAACGUUGGAUACAUGACGACAGUUUGAAUUAUGUUUAUGUGCGUGUGUGUGCUGUGAUAAUUUAAUGUUUUUUUUUUUAUCAGGGAGACGCUCGCGCACACACGCAAAAUAUAUUCUCAGCUGGCGUGGUGUACAUUUCCUUAAUGAAAAAUCUAGCGAGUAUGGUAAUACUCUUAUGAAAAGAGCAUAUAAAUCAUACCAUUAAUAUUAAUUCACUGGAUAAAACACUGUUUUGAAAAUGAGAGUGUUUUAAAUGGUGUGUGGUGUAUGUUUUGUAUCUAUGAAUCUCACGGUCUGAAAUAGAGUAACAAAGCUUUUUCUUUUUUUGUGUGUUUUUUUGCAAAACACCUGACCCACAACAUUCUCUACGGGUCGGCUUUGUUGUGGGUGAAGAAAUGUGAAGGUCAUCGAGAAUAAAAACGGAAUUUAGCGAUCGUCAUUUUUCAUCCAAAGUUAUUACAUCGUACUGCACUGUCUGCAGAUUUGAGCAUAAGAAUAAUUGCCUUUUUGAAACAUUCGUGAAUUUAUAACAAACAAAAAAACCCCAUCGUAAUUUUGUAUUAAAUGUCAACAAAACGAGGAGUAUAUAUAUAAUGUAGCUGUUGCAAAACUAUUGGGUGAGCCUUUUUUUGUUUUACUAUUUGCGAGAUUAAAAGAAAUGUGACUUUGUUUUGUGUUCCUGCUUUUUGUCCCAGAAGCCGACGGGGGCGCGUUUGAAUUUUGUUUUCAUUCAAAUUGGUUUCAAUGCCUAAAUGGGGCAACACUGGUUUCUUCCUUUCAAUUCUACUGCGCUUUCGUUUCUUAUUUGCUGUAAUGUACCCUAGUUGUUAUUGUCAAAUAGUUUCUGCUCCGUGUGAUAUAUGCUUUUCAGUCUUGCGUGUUUUUAAGUUAGGUCCGAGGUACAGUGUGUGUGUGUGUCUUGCAUUGCUGGUUCAUGGAUGCUACCAAUAGUUUGCACAUCUUAACGGUGUCCUUACCUGCAGAUGCCGCUGGAAUAACAUAAUGGUCGAGAACUGGACUGUUAACCUUUACGCGGUCGAUUUGGCAAGUACAUUUGCCGUGCCACACAGACACGAGCAGAGACCGGUGCACAGCCCAAUCUCGCUGUGCCAGUGCACAAUUCCUGGCGUUUGAUCGAUCCUAUGCCUCGUCAACGCAGAAGAGUGGCUGAAAUCGGGUGGUCGCUAACUGCCAUCGAUUUGUUGGCCCAUAUACAAAGUUAAAUUUAAAAAAUGUCUUAAAAAAAGAGAGUUGUUUUUAUUUUGAUGUCAAAAGAUCUGAUAUUUUCUACGAUUCAGGUAAGCUUCAUUUUGCUGUAAUUUAAUUUGUCCGUGUUAUAUAAGCGUGAAUCGAUGGCCAGCAAAACCCCACGUGAAUUACAAUAACUACGACGUAUAAAACAUUAAUUUAAUCUAAGACUUUAAUGAUGGGCCCGCAAUGUUGAAAACAGUUUUAUCUUUGUGUCAACGUUCAUUUGAUUCUGUUUGUAUUUUUGCAAAUUUUCAAGCAAAUGUUCAAUCGUAUUUUACACAAUAAUAGUAACAUCAGCCAUUUGUCAAUCUCCUGCUGGAUGAAGGCCGCCGCAUGCCAAUCGGUUCAUACGACCUGCUAGAGCAGGCAUCAGAACUAAGAAAAUAUUACGGACUGAAAAUCAUUAAGAGAUAUUGGGCAUUGCACCAAGAGACAGAAAAGCAGAUAGAUCAGAUAACGAGAGCAAAUUUGGGAGAUGUCAUUUUAACUUAAGCGAAGAUACGUGGGCUCUGGAAAUACGCCACGAGAAUGGAUGAUGGCCCAACGAGACUAGUGAUGGAAUGACAGCCAAGGGAGAGAGAGGGAAAAAAAAACACUGAACAGGUUGAUCACUGGGGAGAUGGGAGUGAGUCGAUGAGCUCUUGUGCGGGAGCAAGACGGAUUGUGGCGUCACAGGACUGGAGGGAUGGCAUAGGUUGUGGGGGGAAGCCUUCAUCCAUCAGUGGGUAUGCAAUGUCUGAUGAUGAGUAACAUCAUAAACAAAAACGUGCGCGUCAUUAAAAGUUGCUUCGUCGUGGUGGGUUUCCAUUGUGAUUGAAUUAAAAUCUUUUUUUAAUUAAUCUUGAAACACGCUGUUUAACAAUAACAAAAUAAUAACAAUACAGUUAUUGGAUGUUUACCGUUGUUGGUUUGGUGUAAAAUCACAUGAAAUGUUCUAUUUUUCAUGUUUUGUAUAUAAAAUAAAGAAGUGUGGUGAUAUUU
Molecule: messenger RNA, 4352 nt
Organism: Lethenteron reissneri (Far Eastern brook lamprey)
Lineage: Eukaryota; Metazoa; Chordata; Hyperoartia; Petromyzontiformes; Petromyzontidae
Product: heparan sulfate 2-O-sulfotransferase 1-like
Cellular component (GO): membrane
Molecular function (GO): heparan sulfate 2-sulfotransferase activity
Source: RefSeq, a predicted model, not a curated record